Suncus etruscus (white-toothed pygmy shrew) is the source of this 1647-nucleotide messenger RNA. RefSeq names its product solute carrier family 35 member E4 (gene SLC35E4). The transcript has 2 exons. Gene Ontology annotation, cellular component: Golgi apparatus. Gene Ontology annotation, molecular function: antiporter activity. Lineage: Eukaryota; Metazoa; Chordata; Mammalia; Eulipotyphla; Soricidae. The coding region runs from base 458 to 1513 and encodes 351 amino acids. The record is from RefSeq and is a predicted model, not a curated record.
GACGCGCGGGAGGGAACCCGAACCCGGGUCGCCCCUGGCCGGGCCUGGAAAGAGCCUCGAGCCUGCGCUUUGCGGGGGACACGUUGGGCAGAGGGGUUGUCCCGGGUUGGGGGGGGGGGGUCCUUGGAUGGAAUUGGAGGAGGAGGAGGAGGACGGAGGACCCGAUCGUCUCGGAGCUAGCCCAGAGACAGCCGAAGCUGCACCUGGCCAGCGCGGGCCAGCGCUGUCCCGAACGUCGUAGGCCAGGCCCGGCUCUUGGGCAUCUAUCUAUCUCCGCAGGCUGUUGGGCAUCCCAACUAUCGGGACCUGGACCUGGACCUGGACUGACUCAAGUUCCUCCCCGCAGAGGAGAACCCGGAGCUUGGCGGAGAAGACACGGUGCUGGGCUCUUUGGUGGCCCAAAGCUGAUCCCGGUGGGGGGGAACCGGCCUUCCGACCCAGGCCUCCCCGGGCACGGAUGUGCCGCUGCCCGCUGGAGCACCAUGACGGCGGGAUGACCUCCCAGGAGCCAGUGGCAAUGGCUGGCCGAGCUCAGGAGGCUGGGUCCCCGGAAGGGUCCCCCAGGGGCCCCCCACGGAUCCUCGGGUGGCCCGGCCGAGCCCAGGUGGCGCUGGCCGCCCUGGUGUGGCUGCUGGCAGGAGCCGGCAUGUCGAGCCUCAACAAGUGGAUUUUCACGGUGCAUGGCUUCGGGCGGCCCCUGCUGCUGUCUGCGCUGCACAUGCUGGCCGCGGCGUUGGUCUGCCAUCGAGGGGCCAGCCACCCCAUGCCCACCGGGACCCGCCGCCAGGUGCUCCUGCUCAGCCUCACCUUUGGCACGUCCAUGGCCUGUGGCAACGUGGGCCUGAGCACCGUGCCGCUGGACCUGGCCCAACUGGCCACCACCACCACCCCGCUCAUCACGCUGGCCCUCUCGGCCCUGCUCCUGGGCCGCCGCCACCAUCCACUGCAGUUCGUGGCCAUGGGCCCCCUCUGUCUGGGGGCUGCUUGCAGUCUGGCAGGGGAGCUGAGGGCACCUCCCGUGGGCUGCGGCUUCUUGCUGGUGGCCACCUGCCUCCGUGGCCUCAAGUCCAUUCAGCAGAGUGCCCUGCUGCAGGAGGAGAGACUAGACGCGGUGACUUUGUUGUAUGCCACCUCCCUGCCUAGCUUCUGCCUGCUGGCGGGUGCGGCCCUGGUGCUGGAGGCUGGUGUGGUCGCUCCGCCUGUACCCACCGACUCCCAGCUAUGGACCUGCAUCUUGCUCAGCUGCCUCCUGUCCGUGCUCUACAACCUGGCCAGCUUUUCCCUGCUGGCCCUCACCUCUGCCCUCACCGUGCAUGUCCUGGGCAACCUCACAGUCGUGGGCAACCUUGUCUUGUCCCGGAUCCUAUUUGGGAGCCGCCUCAGCACCCUCAGUUACGUGGGCAUCGCCCUCACUCUGUCGGGAAUGUUCCUCUACCACAACUGCGAGUUUGUGGCCGCCUGGGCUACCCGCAGGGGUUUGUCGAGGAGGGACAGGCCUGACAAAGGACUUUAAGAUCUUAGAGUGUGCCUGGGCCAGCCCCAGUCCGCAUCCAGCUUUGGCUUCGGGGAACUAGGAGAAAAGGAGAAAGAAAGGGCUGUUGCAAUCUCCAUGUCAGGAGAGGGGCCUCUUAAAGAGACUGCUGGGGA